AUGACUCUUUGCAGAAAUCUUGCCCGAGAACAUGGCCUAACAGAAGUGCCGUAUUGCGGCCGUUCAGCUUGGCAGUCUUGGCUGCUGGUCAUGAGUACGAUCGCUUCGCGUGGUAGCAUCGUGACGGUGGGUAUGUACGGAGGUCGAGAGAACUUUCGGGUUCAUUCACUCCGAGAGCCGGUGUUGAGCCGGCCUGGGGAUCUGGAGAACUUGAUGCGGAACGAGACAACCGACUCAGAGGGCGACUUCACCGUCCUGGGAACAUGCAUAUACCAUUCUCCGUGCUCCAAAGUGAAACUACCGUCAUCGUCUUCAUGGAUCCCAUACGCAUCAUACACCUACCUGCCACGUUCCGAUUGGGAAAGAAUGAAAGCGCAAGUGCAGUUCGCGCGAGCCAGAGAUGGGAUCAUAUCUGCGAGAAGAGGUGUCGGAGAAUACGUAGAGGCUGUCAUCGUCAAACAUGGACUCAUUCGUGCUACUCGCGCAUACCUAUGGCGCUGCAUGAUUUCUUAUAAUGUCAGUGACCGGUCCUCCACAGCCGGAUAUGAGAAGCACGUUAACGUUUCCUGUACCUUAACUCUGGCUGAAGGAUGGAAUCCAAGGAAAGGCGCGCACGUCGAUAAGGAUUUGAUUUGCGAGCGAGAUGACGAACAGAAUUCACCAAUCUCGAGCGAACUGAGCAACCUUCGAUGCCUCGCGACAUGCCCUCAUGACUUUGGAGGUCGAACUUUUCAUUCUCCCUGCCGAGGAUUCCUUUGGGAUGAGGGCGACCACACGCGCCACGACACGAUCACCUGGUCCCAAACGGCGCGCCUCAAUAUUGAUACAAAUUCCUCUGAGAAAAGGGCUGCAGCAUCUCUGGCGAAAUGCGUCGCAUGGCCGCUUGAUGAGCAAGUGGCUUUGAUCCAGCGACAUCGGCUGCGCACUCUGCAAUCCUGCACUGGAGGCUGGCUCGUAAAGAGUGAUGCUCGCGCCAUUCAGGUGAUAUGCUGGUUAGCUGAUACUAUUAGCUGA
Pseudocercospora fijiensis CIRAD86 is the source of this 1014-nucleotide messenger RNA. RefSeq lists its product as uncharacterized. NCBI's taxonomy places the organism in Eukaryota, Fungi, Ascomycota, Dothideomycetes, Mycosphaerellales, Mycosphaerellaceae. The record is from RefSeq and is a predicted model, not a curated record. The transcript has 10 exons. The coding region runs from base 1 to 1014 and encodes 337 amino acids.